Notothenia coriiceps (black rockcod) is the source of this 3046-nucleotide messenger RNA. Its product is annotated as BCL-6 corepressor-like protein 1. Bases 1 to 1659 code for a protein of 552 amino acids. Gene Ontology annotation, biological process: negative regulation of transcription by RNA polymerase II. Gene Ontology annotation, molecular function: transcription corepressor activity; protein binding. NCBI's taxonomy places the organism in Eukaryota, Metazoa, Chordata, Actinopteri, Perciformes, Nototheniidae. Gene Ontology annotation, cellular component: nucleus. The transcript has 9 exons. The record is from RefSeq and is a predicted model, not a curated record.
AUGUAUGUGAGGAAUAAAGAUGAAGUGUCAGGAAGAGGGACAGAGGCAGGGAUCAGGAGGCAGAGGAGACUCCAGCUGGACCACAUGAUACCUGUUACAUCCUCAGGCCUAUAUGUGAAGAAUAUGCAGAAAUAUGGCAAACAUGAGUACGAUAUUGCAGAAAGCAGAGCAGAGUAUCUCGCAGACAGCAGUCACCCUAUUUCAGCCGAUAUGAUGUCUAAGCUAAGGGCCAUUGGUUCAGGAAGCCCCAUGCUGUCUGAUGUCGCCACAAAACGGCCCCUAAAAUAUUCCGUUCUCCAUGUUCGGCUUGAUCCACAGGCGGAUCAGUGUCCGAGUCCCACAGCUAACAGUCCCGAGCCCCCUCCAAGGAAACCCGCGUUCACUCGCUCGGGCUCGAUCCGCUACCAGGAGAGCGAGGUCUCACCGGAGGGCAAUGACAAGCCUGCAGGGAAGAGGAAGUUCAAAAGCAAGCACUUGGGUGAUGAUGAGCAAAAGAUUAAGACCAAACGCAGCAGCUUGGGCAAGCGUGCAGCAUCACUUCCCCUGGAGGAUGAUGGUGUGGAUAUCAAAAGAACAGCAAGCCCCCCACCAACUCCAAAAAGUUUGCCAUUAUCUCCAUCAACUAAGAAAGGCUCGUCGGGCAGAAUCAGCGGCUCUGAGUCUCCGCCCAAAAAACCUGUUCCUCCUGAGGUCCGUCGGCUGAUUGUCAAUAAAAAUGCCGGGGAGACUUUGCUGCAGCGGGCCGCACGCUUGGGCUAUCAGGAUGUGGUUCAGUACUGUCUUGAAAAGGACAUCAGGGAGGUAAACCGGCGCGAUAAUGCCGGUUACACGGCUCUCCAUGAGGCGUCCUCCAGAGGCUGGACUCAGAUCGUCCAGAUGCUGCUGCAACACGGCGCGGACGUCAACUGUAGCGCUCAGGACGGGACACGGCCGCUUCAUGAUGCCGUAGCGAGUGAUAACCUCCCCAUCGUCUGGCUGCUCCUGAACCACGGUGCGGACCCCACUCUGGCCACCUACUCUGGACACACUCCCGUCAAACUGGCUCACAGCCCCAGCAUGAAGACCUUCCUCACAGAAUAUUUCACAGAUCUGGAAGGCCGCAAAGAACCGGAUUCCAGUUUACCCUGGGAUUUCUUCAGUAGCUCCCUGUUCGAGACGGAGCAGGAGCCGUGCUGGGACUUCCUGUUGUCUGAGGAGCAUCAGGAUCUGGAGGAGGAGGCACCAGGAAAAACUGAUCCGGACUCGGACAAAGACUGCCUGGUGUUUGAAUUCUCCUCCGAGCCUCUCUUACCCUGCUAUCAUGUGCAGGUGUCACUAACCCAAGGCUUUUGCAACUGGUUCCUCCUGACGGACGUCCUGAAGCGUCUAAAGAUGUCGGCACGGAUCUUCCGGGCGCGUUACCCGCAGCUGGAGUUGGUGAACCUGUCUCGCACUGAGCUCUCAAAGCAGGUCUCGAUCAGCCAGGUGAGCGCCGCCUUGGCUUCGCCUCAAAAAGGCAAAAAGGAGGAGGAAGAGAAGGAAGAGGAAGAUGAGGGACUUGUAGAUCUGGUGCGAUGUGUACCAGAGCUCCAGAGACUCCUGGGCUCCUCCCUCCACAUCCUGACGGAGGAUGAGGAGCAGGAGACGCUGAUAGACACGGGGAAGCAUGGCAGCCGAUAGCCUCCCUCUCACAGCACUCUUCAACGUGCAAACUGUUGUCAACCCGAGUCCUUCCUGCCAGCAGCAGCCAGAGGAAACCUCUCCGUCCGAUGUCACAUGGGUCAAGGGUUUUAACUCCAGUCACGACACUCCACCUCUAACCUUUGACCUCAGACAGAAGGUGAUUAAGUGAUCACAAAGACCUGCACAUGGGAGUGGUCGGUGCUGGAAAGCAGCUUUCAGGUUCCUAUCUAUAGGUAUAUUUGAAUACACAAACUAUUGAGCAGACCUUUUGUAUUGAUCAUGUAUGUACAUGGUAGUGUAUAUGUAUAUCUUGCCACCAGGGUUAAAACAUUUGGUUAUAUAAAUGUAUUCUAGUGGCAAAGGACAAAUUAUGUUUAGGAGGGGUUUUUUUGUUCCUGAGGAAAAGUAUUGUUUUUCUUCGAUGGGAUACAAACCAAGGCUUUUAUCUUGGUGAACUCUUGGAGCUAAGACUUUAAAGUCAGGGAGGCCUCUGGCCCGGAUGAUCCUCUGUCAACCUAGGAGACCUGGAGACCUGCAGAGAGAGACGACGGCACAUAAUACUCAGACACAAUCAUUUCCAUUGUUACCCUCUGUUUCAUUUUUCACUUUAUGACAUCAUUACCGGACAGACCUAAGUAGCUUAUGGUGUUUACUUUUCUUUGACAUUUCACAAAGUCAAGGCAGGCAGCGCUGAGGCCGUCCCUGCUCGCAGUAUGAAAUCAUGUUUUUUUGGACCUUGAUAUUAAGAGUUUGUUUACAGAGUUGGACAGAUGGCAGGGCUCUCCGGUCCCCAGGUUGCACUCCUCAUGAACUCAUACAGAAUCCUGUGGAUCUCUCUCAGAGGAAAAGUAGUCCCACCUCUGCGUCCAGAGCCCUCUCAACUGCAGCCACAUCCUGAUAUGGUGUCCCCAGAUCCCAGAGUGCUUUGUGUUGCAGUGUUUUAUUUACACUGUUUGUUGUGCUUCAUUUAAUAGUCAUUAAUAUAUUUGACCUCUUGUGUAUCGGACGAGCCUGUCUGUGAGAUGAGUUGCUUUGUAUGGUCGGUGCUUCAUUUUGAAAUGUACUUAUUAUUAGGAUCCCUUUAUUCUGAGAUUUUUCUCCCUCAUUUAAGAACAGUAUUUCUCAACAAAAAAAGCUAAAGUACAGUUUUAUUGUACUGGUGCUAAGACAGAUUUUGUGUUGACAAUCAAUGAUGUUUUGGUUUGAAGUCACAAACUAAUAAAAGAUAUUUAAGAUGAAGAGACUUAAGGUGUAAAGAAAAGUAUAGUUUAGUUACAGAAAACGGGAUACAGCACGACUGAACGACUGAGCAGUGUGUGAAGAGCCUUUUAUUUGAUUCUUUUUUUAAGAAAUCAACAAGAAUAAAGCAUGAUUGUGAAUCAUC